AUGAACAUUGAAGGUCAUGCCAGAAACUUUGAAACACAUGAACUACCAGCAAUGUUAGAUAAGAAAGCAGACAAAGAACAUACACAUAACUUCUUCUCAACUGUUGCUAUAGAAAGUAUUGAAGGAACGGUUGACGGAACUGAUGGGGAUGCAUUAUAUUAUAAACCUCCUAACUUUCCACAAGGUUUAACAUCGAAUGAAAACAUAACAACGAAUAAAAAAAUUAGCUGUAAAAAUGUUUAUGUCAUGGGUGAUGAAAAUAAUGUUAAAUUCACUGCUCAAGAUUUAUAUGAUAAGAAAGCAGACAAAACAGAGCUUCAAACAUUAAAGACUGAAAUACUUCAAACAUUAUAUCCUAUAGGCUCUAUUUAUACGUCAAUGAACUCAACAUAUCCAGCAACAGUUCUGGGUUUUGGUACGUGGCAGCAGAUUGUAGACAAAUUCUUAUACUGUGCUAACUCUUCAAAGCAAACAGGAGGUUCGAAGAAAAUUACUGAAGCAAACCUUCCACCGCACACUCAUACAGGAACUACAAACUUUUCUGGCGACCAUAGCCACUCAUUAAGAGACCACCCAUUAUACAACUCAGAGUAUGAAGCUGGCAAUGAUGUUUUAUCUCCAUCUUAUAACAAUGCAGCAAAAAAGACUUUUCGACAAACUGAACCUGGAGGAAAUCAUUCACACACUUUCACAACAAAUCCAACAGGCUCGGGUGAAGAUUAUAUGCCACCAUUUAUGACUAUAUUCGCAUGGUAUAGAGUUCAUUGA
Messenger RNA from Trichomonas vaginalis G3, 768 nucleotides. Its product is annotated as phage tail repeat-like family. The record is from RefSeq and is a predicted model, not a curated record. The transcript has a single exon. Lineage: Eukaryota; Parabasalia; Trichomonadida; Trichomonadidae. Bases 1 to 768 code for a protein of 255 amino acids.